ACCCGACCAUGUCGUCCUGCAGCCGGGUGGCCGUGGUGACCGGGGCCAACAAGGGCAUCGGCUUCGCCAUCGCGCGCGAGUUGUGCCGGCAGUUCUCGGGGGACGUGGUGCUCACCGCGCGGGACGAGGCGCGGGGCCGGGCGGCGGUGCAGCAGCUGCAGGCCGAGGGCCUUAGCCCGCGCUUCCACCAGCUGGACAUCGACGACCUGCAGAGCAUCCGCGCCCUGCGCGACUUCCUGCGCCGCGAGUACGGGGGGCUUGAUGUGCUGGUCAACAACGCAGGCAUCGCCUUCAAGAGUAAGGUGCUGGGGGCUGGCGUCCCAGGGGCGCCCGCCUCGGAGGACGCUGCGAUGGGGGAGCCCUCCUUUGAGAAGGGAAGGAGGGAACGGGGGGCAGGAGCUGAUCCUACAUCCUUUCAUAUUAAAGCAGAGGUGACACUGAAAACAAACUUUUUCGGCACCCGAGAUGUCUGCACGGAGUUGCUGCCCCUGAUAAAACCCCAAGGCAGAGUGGUGAAUGUGUCCAGCCUGGCUAGUUUCCAAGCCCUUAAAUCCUGUAGCUCAGAGCUGCAGGAGAAGUUCCGUAGUGAGACCAUCACAGAAGAGGAGCUGGUGGCACUCAUGAAUGCGUUCGUGGAAGAUGCGAAGAAUAGGGUGGACCAGAAGGAGGGCUGGCCAGACAUCUCAUAUGGUGUGUCGAAGAUCGGAGUCACGGUUCUGUCCAGAAUCUACGCCAGGAACCUGAGUGCCCAGAGGGGAGGUGACAAGAUCCUCCUAAAUGCCUGCUGCCCAGGAUGGGUGAGAACUGACAUGGCAGGGCCCAGGGCCCCCAAAAGCCCAGAAGAAGGAGCGGAGACCCCUGUGUACUUGGCCCUUUUGCCCUCAGAUGCUGACGGGCCUCAUGGACAGUUUGUUACGGAGAAAAGAGUUGAGCGGUGGUGA
Molecule: messenger RNA, 941 nt
Organism: Loxodonta africana (African savanna elephant)
Lineage: Eukaryota; Metazoa; Chordata; Mammalia; Proboscidea; Elephantidae
Product: carbonyl reductase [NADPH] 1-like
Exons: 3
Coding region: 9-941 (310 amino acids)
Molecular function (GO): carbonyl reductase (NADPH) activity
Source: RefSeq, a predicted model, not a curated record